AUCAUUUAGUUCCAGCUUAAUAGUCUAGUUUGAAACAGGGAAGUGGUAGCAGUAUCCAUAUGUUACCUUUCCGAAUGAUUCCCGGACGUUCGGUGGUCGCUCUGGCGGCGCUUCUAGGCUUGUUAGCCGUCCAUGUAAAUGCAGGCUCACUUAACUGCACCGCAGUAAUGUUCCUGAGGAGCAACUACGGCGGCGAGACCUUCACAAUUUCCUUAGCACCCCAGGGUCAAACAGGCAAAACUGUGAUUCCAGAUCUCGCUGCUUUACCGAAGCCCGCAACGUAUCGCUCCUGGGACGACUCCAUCAACUCGGCCCUUCUCGAGUGCGUCUGCACCGGUUCAGACUGCUCAAUCGACUACGCGCAGGUGACUUUGCGCCUGUUUGCGGAGCCUUACUGGCGGAAGAACGGUGGGGGGGACAAGAUCGACGUGCGGUGCGCGGGAAUGCCCAACAUGCCCAGUUGCGCGGGGCUUCUUCCGGUCAUGCCAAAGGGCUGGGGAUCCCGAACAAGUGCUGUGGCGCUGCUGUACAACCUGACGAGCUAUGUGCUUCCCGUCAAACUCCCCAGCUCUCCCCCUCCGGCAACGCAGCCCAGCCCCAGCCCCAGUCCCAGCUCCAGCCCAACCCCAACCCCAAGCCCCAGUCCCAGCUCUAGCCCAAGCCCAAGUCAAAGCCCAAGCCCUAGGUCGUCGCCCUCACCGACGCCCUCGCCACGCUCGCUGAAGCCACCGUCCCCUACAAAGCCAGCCACCAGGAGCCCCCCUCCUAGGGCAUAGAUCCCUGCUCCAU
This is a messenger RNA of Volvox carteri f. nagariensis, 789 nucleotides long. RefSeq lists its product as uncharacterized. The coding region runs from base 60 to 776 and encodes 238 amino acids. The record is from RefSeq and is a predicted model, not a curated record. The transcript is spliced from 5 exons. NCBI's taxonomy places the organism in Eukaryota, Viridiplantae, Chlorophyta, Chlorophyceae, Chlamydomonadales, Volvocaceae.